AAAUUCAUUAAAUUGUUGCUGAGUAAGACGUUUACCAAUAAAAAUGGAGCAACCAGACAAGGAAGUACAAGCUCUCGAAGCCGAAGUUAAAGUAUUGAACACGGAACUGGCACUACAAAAUGCCGGGAAUAGAAGAAAUAGGCUUAAGCGGGAGAUCGCAGAGUUGGAGGAGGCCAUGGAGAAGCAGAGGAUAGCAUUGGUGAAUGCCAACAAAAACAGGAAGGCAGCUAAGACAAUUAUCUUAAGUCUGAUGGAUUUGAAUCAGAAGGGCGGUAAAACCCCAACAGGGUCAAAUAGUCCUUCAGACAAUGAAGGAUCCUCUGAGGAUUUCGACUUGGAUGAAGAAUAGAAACUUUUCCAGUAAAAACCCCAAAAUGUUCACCAAAAUGUUUCUUAAUAUUCGAUUAAAAAUCAAUUAUCAUCUUUAUUUGUCUAAAUUUAAAGAACGGAAUAUAUAAAAUAAAAUUCAGCAUAACCAUCCAGAUGGAUUUCAGCUAAAAAGGACUUAUUUUUAUUUAAAUUAAGGUUUGAUUAAAGUUCGUGCGGGCUAAAAAAAC
Drosophila simulans is the source of this 557-nucleotide messenger RNA. RefSeq lists its product as uncharacterized. Bases 44 to 349 code for a protein of 101 amino acids. The record is from RefSeq and is a predicted model, not a curated record. NCBI's taxonomy places the organism in Eukaryota, Metazoa, Arthropoda, Insecta, Diptera, Drosophilidae. The transcript has 3 exons.